UCUCCCAGUGCCUCCUCCGCCUCGCCUCUUCGGAUUUUGAAAAGAAGGGAAAAUUGAAGCAAAGAUCCCCAAUCCUUUGCUCCGUUUUUGAGUGAAGAUAAUGCAGUCUUUUUUCCCCAAUUGAAGAUAGUCUGGCACAGAGAGGUGAACCCUCUAGAACUUAGGGUUCAACUUUGGUGCCUUGACCAUGGAAAACAAGGAUGAAGGGAAGUCCCCUAAGUCUGAUAAAUCUUCUUCAUCGAUGCCAACUGGAGAAAGUUUUAAAGGCAAUCUAAUCUUCUAUGGAGAUGAACUUUUGAAGCUGAUAUCUAAGUAUCGACCAAUCUUUGUCUAUUCACAGGAUCAGCACAAUUUUCAUGCUAUGCAGGCAUAUUACGGUAUGCCGCCAUAUUACAAUUCAGCUGUGGCAUCAGGCCAUGCUCCUCCCCCCUAUAUGUACAUCCUGCAGUUCCUCCGAUUUAGAGAUGAGUACCGGCUAUGUGCUGCAGCCCCUGCGGAUACACCUACAAAGUCCUCUGGAAAUACUGAACACGGUUUAAUGAAGAAGCUUAAAGGAUUUGAUGGCCUUGCAAUAUCAAUAGGCAAUGGUACUGCUGAGAAUGCUGAGGGAAGAGCUGAACCUAGACCGUUCCGGAGGUUUGUUAAUCUUAUCAGGACAAACUGGUAUUAUUUAGAUCGAAGCUAUUUUUCAGCAACCUAUUUAGUGGAUCCCUUUUUGUUUGACCAACUCUGUAAUCAUGUGAACAUUGUGGAGACUCAAGGUUCCACUGAUGGUAGUGAUGGGAAUACAACCAGGACGGAUCAAGGUAGACGAAAAAGAAGCAGGGAGGGGACACCAACCACUGGUGGAGAUGGGAAAAUUGAGGCAAAGUCUAAUCCAGUAGCUGCACGGGAGGUGAUUGCAACCGUUUCUCCUGGCAUGACCACAUGCACAAGUUUGCAGAAUGAACGAGAGCUGAAACGGGAGAGGAGGAAACAAUCUAAUAUCGAAUCUGCUAGAAGGUCAAGGUUGAGGAAGCAGGCUGAGACCGAAGAGCUUGCUCGUAAAGUUGAAUCCUUGACGUCAGAGAAUGCAACACUCAGAUCUGAAAUAAAUCAAUUAACCGAAAAGUCAGAGAAACUAAGGCUAGAAAAUGCUAUAUUAGUGGGUAUUGCAAUUCAGGAGGGACUGAAAAAGGAUGAACUCGGACAUGCAAGGGAAAAUAUUUUGAGCAAGAAAGAAGACAAAGAGGGUGAAAUGUGCGAGGAAAAGUCAGACUCGAGUUCCAAGCUACAUCAACUCUUGGACCCUAGUCCUAGAGCCGAUGCCGUGGCUGCCAGCUGAAUAAGGAGAAGAGUUUUUUUUUUUUUUUUACAUUAAAUUGGAGGAAAUGAGGUAGCUUUGCAUUGGCAAGUUAGCUUUAGCUGAUAUAUUUCUUAUUUGAAAAUCAGAGUGCUGAUACAAGUCCUGAAAAAGAUAGUGUAAAGGAUAAUG
This is a messenger RNA of Hibiscus syriacus, 1474 nucleotides long. Its product is annotated as G-box-binding factor 3-like. Bases 188 to 1324 code for a protein of 378 amino acids. Lineage: Eukaryota; Viridiplantae; Streptophyta; Magnoliopsida; Malvales; Malvaceae. The record is from RefSeq and is a predicted model, not a curated record. Gene Ontology annotation, biological process: regulation of DNA-templated transcription. Gene Ontology annotation, cellular component: nucleus. The transcript has 11 exons. Gene Ontology annotation, molecular function: sequence-specific DNA binding; DNA-binding transcription factor activity.